Pyricularia grisea is the source of this 1365-nucleotide messenger RNA. RefSeq lists its product as uncharacterized. The transcript has 3 exons. The record is from RefSeq and is a predicted model, not a curated record. The coding region runs from base 1 to 1365 and encodes 454 amino acids. Lineage: Eukaryota; Fungi; Ascomycota; Sordariomycetes; Magnaporthales; Pyriculariaceae. Gene Ontology annotation, molecular function: molybdenum ion binding; catalytic activity; pyridoxal phosphate binding.
AUGGACGACAUACUACUCGCCCUCAGCAAUGGUGACUGGCACAGGGAUCCCGGGACGAUCUCGAUCCUGCUCUUAACAGUCCUGGCAUUCCUGGUGCCAAUGAUCUACGUGUAUCCCCCUUUCCCCCCACGGGAGAGCGACGCCCUCGCAGAGACGCACUCCAAGGUCGGCCUCGAGCCGUCCGCGGCCAAGCCGGGUCUCAGGGCCGCCCAGGCCCUGCCGUCCGAUGUCUUGUCCGCCGGCCCCCCGCGCGUCCAGAGCCUCUGGAUCUACCCGGUCAAGUCGUGCGCCGGCAUAGAGCUCGAUCACAGCACGGUCCUACCCUCGGGUCUCGAGUUUGACAGGCUCUUCACCUUUGCUCAGCUCAAGAGCCCCUUCCCCGUGCGCUUGGACUCGGACGCCGACGAGAAGAGCCGUCACGGCUGGGAGUUCAUCACCCAGCGCCAGUUCCCCGCCCUCGCCAAUGUUCAGGUCGAGCUGUGGCGGCCGGACCGGGUCAAGUGCGAGCGCCGUGGCGAAAAGGUCCGCGAAUCCUACCUCAUUCUCCGCUUCCCCUGGAUGGAGGAGGGCUUCCGUGGUACUCUGUCUUGGGUUGCUGCCAAAACUCUCCGGGGCAUAGAUGCUCGUCCCGAGAAGGAGAUAAUGCUUCCCGUUGAGUUCCCAUCCGAAGCGGAUAUCAAAAACAAGGAUUACAAGUAUGAGAGCGUCAAGAUCUGGAAGGAAACUGUCACGGCCCUCAACAUGUCCUCAGAACUUUCGGAUGAACUCCAGAGGUAUCUAGGCGUCAGCAACAAGCUGGCCUUGUUCAGGAUAGAUCCUGACAAGCUCCGUGAGGUUUACCGUGGUGCCCCAACCAGCGAGGUUGCGGGCUAUCAGCCAGUGACGGGUUUCCAAGACGCUUUUCCCCUCCACCUGUUAAAUCUGAGUAGCGUGCGGGAUCUCAACGACAAGAUUGCCCAGGACGAGAACCUGAAGACCUUGGAUGCACGGAGGUUCCGAGCGAACAUCAUUCUCACUGGGCUGCCGCCAUAUGAAGAGGAGAAGUGGAAGUCGAUUCAGCUCGUAUCGGACGGCAAGUCCUUGGAAGAGACGGCCGAUUUUGACGUAUCCUGCCGCACAGUCAGGUGCAAGAUGCCCAACGUGAACCCCGACAAUGGCAUCAGGCACGAUAAAGAGCCCGAUCACGCGUUGAGGAAGUACAGGAAUGUGGACGAAGGGGCACCGCUGAACGGCUGCCUUGGAAUGCAGCUGACACCCAUGUUCAAAAAGACAGGCAGCCGGGUGUUGGAGUUGGAAAGCACUGUGAAGAUCGGGAUGGAGGUGAAGGUGAAGGGCUUUGGGUCUCACAAGUACAUCAAGCAAUAG